Molecule: messenger RNA, 1953 nt
Organism: Arvicola amphibius (Eurasian water vole)
Lineage: Eukaryota; Metazoa; Chordata; Mammalia; Rodentia; Cricetidae
Gene: Bmal2
Product: aryl hydrocarbon receptor nuclear translocator like 2
Biological process (GO): regulation of transcription by RNA polymerase II
Cellular component (GO): aryl hydrocarbon receptor complex; nucleus; cytoplasm
Molecular function (GO): DNA-binding transcription factor activity, RNA polymerase II-specific; RNA polymerase II cis-regulatory region sequence-specific DNA binding; protein dimerization activity
Source: RefSeq, a predicted model, not a curated record
AUGCUGGUGGUGUGGAAUGGCAGGGAAGGCCCAGGUUGUUAUGAAAGGAGGGCCAGCGAAGUGGAUUCCGCUACAGUCUUGGCCGUGUCUUCUGCCUCUCUGACACGCAACAUCAAAGACCCUGGGGCCAUAGAGAGCCAGAGCCGUGCUCUUAUGGUUUCUAGUCACAGGAACCCGGGGACAAAACUCACUGCUCCUGGACCUGCCAGCUCCCUUGUGAUGGAGGGUCCGAGGAAACGCAAGGGAAGUGACUCAGACCCGGCCAGUGAGUCAGAAUCCAUGACAGGAACCAUGGUGGAAAACCUUCCCCCAAGUCCCUUGCGUCUUCUUUCAACAGGAAUAGAAGUAGCAGCCUCCAGAAGCAGCAGCAAGGAAGCACACAGCCAGAUGGAAAAGCGGCGGAGAGACAAGAUGAACCAUCUGAUUCGGGAGCUGUCCUCUAUGAUCCCUCCACUCAGCCCCACGGCCCGGAAACUGGACAAGCUCAGUGUCCUGAGGAGGGCGGUGCAGCACUUGCGGUCUCUGAGAGGCAUGACAGAGUCUUUCUUAGGAGAUAAUUCUAGACCUUCGUUUAUUCAGGAUAAGGAGCUCAGUCACUUGAUCCUCAAGACAGCAGAGGCUUCCCUGUUCGUGGUUGGAUGUGAAAGAGGGAGAAUUCUCUUCGUAUCUAAGUCCAUCUCCAAAACGCUGCAGUAUGAUCAGGGCAGUUUGAUGGGGCAGAAUCUGUUUGACUUUUUACACCCAAAAGAUGUCCCCAAAGUAAAGGAACAACUUUCUUAUGAUGUCUCCCCAAGAGAGAAACCCGUGGACACCAGAACAUCUCUGCAGGUUUACAGUCCUGGCCACACUCGGCGACCACACAUGCAUUCUGGCUCCAGACGAUCUUUCUUCUUUAGAAUGAAGAGCUGUAAAAUCCCCGUCAAGGAAGAGCUUCGAUGUUCACCCUGCUCAAAGAAGAAAGACCACAGAAAAUUCUACACCGUCCAUUGCACUGGAUACUUGAGAAGCUGGCCCCCGAGUGUUGUUGGCGUGGAGAAGGAGAGGGACAGUGAGAAAGACAGUGGUCCUCACUGCCUGGUAGCCAUGGGCCGGUUGCAUUCAUACACCGUCCCUCCGAAGAGCGGCAAGACUCAAGUGAGGCCAACUGAGUUCGUGAACGCUUUUGCCAUGAAUGGGAACUUCGUCUAUGUGGAUCAGAGGUGCAACAGCGAUUUAGGAUACCUGCCUCAGGAACUCUUGGGGACUUCUUGUUAUGAAUAUUUUCAUCAAGAUGACCAUAGUAGUUUGACUGACAAGCACAAAGCAGUUCUGCAGAGUAAAGAGAAAUACUACAGACUCGUACAAAUUCAGAGUAAGGACGGCUCCUUUGUAACCCUCAAGAGCCAGUGGUUCAGCUUCACCAACCCUUGGACCAAAGAGCUGGAGUACAUUGUGUCAGUCAACACACUGGUUUUGGGGCACAGUGAGACUGGGGCACCCCCCUUCCUCCACCGCAGCAGCCAGUCCUCAGAAGACUCAUUUAGACAGUCCUGCGUCCGUGUGCCUGGAACACCCACGGGGACGGUCCUUGGUGCUGGGAGUAUCGGGACAGACAUUGCAAAUGAGGUUCUGAGUUUACAGAGGUUCUACUCCUCAUCCCCAGAAGAUCCAGAUCCUUCAGAGAGAGCUAGAGAUCGCCACGGUGUGAGCUGCAGGAACACCAGUGUGCCUGUGAGUGGUGUAAGUGUGUCCACACCAAGUCCUGAAACAGGGGGCCUGGAGGCUGCCGGGCAACACGAGAGCCCUGAAGCUGCCCACGGUCACAGGCCACUCCUCAGUGGUGGUGCCCAGCUGGGUGUGGAUGCCCUGGGUGACAACGAUGACACAGCCAUCGCUGCAUUCAUGAAUUACCUGGAAGCAGAGGCGGGUUUGGGUGACCCUGGGGACUUUGGUGACAUCCCAUGGACCCUCUAG